CGCUCUUAGAAGGCGUCGCCAUGGCUGGCCUCGUCGGAGUUUUGCGUCAGCUCGGCGACCUUGCUGAGGGAUGCUCCUUGGCCUUCUUCUUUUCCCAGCGCUGUUUAAAUUUGUACUACAAAUAUGGGAAUGGUUUUCAAGUAAACGAUAUUCUGAAUCAAAGACCAACAAUGAGAUUUGGAAGUCCCUUAUAUUCUUCUCUUCCCUUGGAUUCGCUAUGAUUCUUCCAUCAUGGAUGCAGUUUGUUCUGGAUUUUCAUAUGCAUCCAUUGCUCUGGGUAUUUUCUUUUGUCUUUUCAGAACCUCUAAAAAGACUAUCCUUGUGUAUCUACUGGGUGAUUGUGAUUUGUGCAUCUAUUUUGAAAUUCUAUAAUAUCUCAAAAAAUAGCAAGAUUGAGAGGAUUCUUCUCCGAAAGUACUACCAUCUCAUGGCUGUUUCAAUGUUUCUUCCUGCUCUCAUCUUCCAGCCAAAGUUUCUUGAUCUAGCCUUGAAAAUGCUGAACUAUGGACAACAGGGCUUUGGAAGAAAAAAGGGCAGGAUAUGAAAAGCUUUAAAAUGAAGUUCAGGAAAUCAAACGUCGUAUGUCGGAUAUGGAAAUUCUAAGAAAGCAACAACAAGACCUUAUUAAAAAAUUACUUCAACAGAUAAAUUCGCCAUCCGAUCAUACUGGACCUUCCGUCCCAAGAAUAGAAGAUCCUCCACCACCGCCACCACCGGCCUCAAUUUGUUAGAGCGUUUAA
Morus notabilis is the source of this 740-nucleotide messenger RNA. Its product is annotated as dolichol kinase EVAN-like. Gene Ontology annotation, biological process: dolichyl monophosphate biosynthetic process. The transcript is spliced from 4 exons. NCBI's taxonomy places the organism in Eukaryota, Viridiplantae, Streptophyta, Magnoliopsida, Rosales, Moraceae. Gene Ontology annotation, cellular component: endoplasmic reticulum membrane. Gene Ontology annotation, molecular function: dolichol kinase activity. Bases 71 to 544 code for a protein of 157 amino acids. The record is from RefSeq and is a predicted model, not a curated record.